Messenger RNA from Aspergillus niger, 846 nucleotides. RefSeq lists its product as uncharacterized. Bases 1 to 846 code for a protein of 281 amino acids. The transcript has 4 exons. Lineage: Eukaryota; Fungi; Ascomycota; Eurotiomycetes; Eurotiales; Aspergillaceae. The record is from RefSeq and is a predicted model, not a curated record. Gene Ontology annotation, molecular function: protein binding.
AUGCUUGCAAUUAUAGCGAAUGGUUUAGUUCGUCGUGUCAACAGCAAAGGGGAACUGGGGGGAGCGCUACCUGUUGAUGGCUGUCGCCUGACUGUGGAGAUAAGUUUGCGGCGAUAUGCGACUUUCUGGGACAAGAUGAUCCUCGAUUGGGCUUCGGUAUAUGACAAUCCAACUUUUGUGGAUCUCAUGGUUCGAUAUGGGAUUCACAUGAUGGAGGCUGAGACCAGAAUGACACCCAUUGCAUCUCGCCGCAAUGCGUCAAAGUUGCUGUUUGACUUGAGUGUGGACUCAUCGGUUCAGGACAAGCGGGGAAUGCCUGCCUUGCAUAUGGCAGCGGGACGAGGGAACGAAGAUAUUGUGAAGGCACUGGUUUUGAAGAAUGACCGGUGCGCAUUCAUGAAAGAUAUUCAUGGUCGCCUGCCUAUCCACAUUGCUCAAGUGCGUGGAAGGACCGAGGUUGUCUCCAUCCUCUCUGGGAAAUAUCUACCAGACAUACUAGUAGAUGGGCCAAGUAGCGACCUCCCAAGUCGAUGGCGUAAGUGGAGUGAAGGAGGAGAUGCAUCUACUGGAUAUUUGCUAGCUGGAAAUGGCUUGAGAGUCAUGACCGGCUUCGGGUUUUGCGCGGAAGGCCCUGAGAACGAUUUGCAUGGCGAGCGGGCGCGUUCGGAAGGUUAUUACGCGAAUAACGGAUAUAUCUAUGCGGGAAGGGGGAAGCGGAAGGGUUUUGGACCGAAGUAUGGAAAUGGAGAUGUAGUGGGAUGUGGUGUUGACGUCGAUGCACAGUGUGCGUUCUUCACCUGCAACGGAAAGGUCAUUGGUAUGUCGCUCAGUAUCAACUGCCUCUGA